Messenger RNA from Cornus florida, 1731 nucleotides. Its product is annotated as alpha-galactosidase 1-like. Bases 281 to 1486 code for a protein of 401 amino acids. Gene Ontology annotation, molecular function: hydrolase activity, hydrolyzing O-glycosyl compounds. The record is from RefSeq and is a predicted model, not a curated record. Gene Ontology annotation, biological process: carbohydrate metabolic process. The transcript has 15 exons. NCBI's taxonomy places the organism in Eukaryota, Viridiplantae, Streptophyta, Magnoliopsida, Cornales, Cornaceae.
AAUCUAAAGUUGGAUGAACGAAGACUUAUCCUUUAUCAGUCAUUCAAAUAAGAUUGUACUCCUAGUAUUUUAAAUUUAAAAGGCUCUGAACACUUUGAAGGGUAGCACAAUUAUAAAUGCCGACAAAUAUAUUAUCUCUGUCUAGAAUCUACUAGAUUAAGAAUCACGAUACAAGAGUGGACUUAUUUUACCCAACACACAGUCACACACAGGAAUACACUAUAUAUAGAGAGAGGAUUGGUGAGGAGAAGAAACAAGUAGAUUGGGGAAGGAAAAAAAAAUGGAGAGAGCGUUCAUAAAUUUCGUAUUUUGUGGGCUAUUAUUACUGAUAGGAUGUGUUUCAUCAACCACAGUGAGAGACUUGGAUCCACUCAUCAGACGAGAUCUGCUGGCCAAUGGUCUUGCCAACACUCCUCCAAUGGGGUGGAAUAGUUGGAAUCACUUCAGCUGCAAGAUUGAUGAGAAAAUGAUCAAAGAAACAGCUGAUGCUCUGGUUUCAACUGGUCUUGCUAAGCUUGGAUAUAAGUAUGUCAACAUAGAUGAUUGCUGGGCAGAAAUUGCUCGUGACGACAAGGGUAAUCUAGUGCCUAAGAAAUCUACAUUCCCUUCCGGCAUCAAAGCUCUUGCUGAUUAUGUCCACAACAAGGGCCUUAAGCUAGGAAUUUACUCAGAUGCAGGUUAUUUUACUUGUAGCCAAACAAUGCCUGGUUCACUCGGUCACGAGGAACAAGAUGCUAAAACCUUUGCUUCAUGGGGUAUCGAUUAUUUGAAGUAUGACAAUUGUUUUAAUGAUGGGUCAAAGCCAACUGUUCGAUACCCUGUGAUGACCCGGGCUCUAAUGAAAGCAGGCCGUCCCAUCUUCUUCUCACUAUGUGAAUGGGGAGACUUGCACCCAGCAUUAUGGGGAGCUAAAAUAGGAAAUAGCUGGAGAACUACUGGUGACAUUGCUGAUACAUGGGAGAGUAUGACCUCUAGAAUAGACAUGAAUGAUGUUUAUGCUGAACUUGCAAGGCCCGGUGGAUGGAAUGAUCCUGACAUGCUUGAGGUUGGAAAUGGAGGGAUGACCAAAGAUGAAUAUAUUUCCCAUUUUAGUCUAUGGGCCAUUUCCAAGGCUCCACUUCUCAUUGGUUGUGAUGUGAGAAAUGCAACAAAAGAGACAAUGCAAAUUAUUUCCAAUAGUGAGGUGAUUGCUGUAAAUCAAGAUGCCCUAGGCGUUCAAGGGAAAAAGGUUAGGAUGGAAGGCGACCAGGAGGUUUGGGCUGGUCCCCUUUCGGGCUAUAGAGUAGCUGUAGUCCUUCAAAACCGAGGUCCUCAUCGUAUUAACAUUACAGCCCGCUGGGAUGAUAUUGGGAUUCCUCCCAACAGUGUUGUGGAAGCAAGAGAUCUUUGGCUGCACAAAACAUUGAAGAAACAAUUUGUCGGGCACUUGACAGCCACCAUGAAUGGUCAUGCAUGCAAGAUGUUUAUAUUGAAGCCUAUUUCUUGAGGUUUGCUAGCAGCAAAUGCUUGUGAUAUUUUCUAUGCUUCCCUCCAUUCGACUUCACAUUGAGUUCAACAGAACAAUAAAAUGACUAUUUUAGUUGGCAAUAAAGUUGAUUUUCAUGGAAAUUGAGGUUCCCUUUAUUAAAUGUUUAUAUGAAUUUUGGUUUUACAUUUUGCUGUUUUUCUGUGAAGAACCUGUGUGUCUGAGUUCAAUGGUAUUGUGAAUUUGGUUUUCAAUUUACCUAUAAA